Messenger RNA from Prorocentrum cordatum, 383 nucleotides. Lineage: Eukaryota; Dinophyceae; Prorocentrales; Prorocentraceae. The record is from the annotation of a GenBank genome assembly.
GGAUGAAGGUACUCCCGGCCGGGCCUCGCGUGCAGCGGCCGGGACAGAAGAUGAGAUCCCGCAGCAAGUUCCAGAAGCAGUUCGUGGAGGGCUUGAACAAGCUGAAGGUCAUCAAGCGCAAACCGAAGUUGGACAUCCGCAUGGGCAGGGUGCUGGCGAGGAAGCUCUUCGAGGCCAAGGUGAGGAUCAGGGACGACCAGUACUUCGAGAAGGGACCGAGUCGGGUGGAGGACCUGCCCAAGCAGUGCGCGACGGAGGCCAAGAAGCCCGACCUCAAGAUCAAAACAUCUUCGGAUCCCGCUCGAAGCGCAUGGCGUGCAACCUACCAGCGUCACAGCCUGUGCUCGUGCAGCAGCGCGUCAAGGAGGAGAUGAAGACGGACA